Messenger RNA from Closterium sp. NIES-65, 684 nucleotides. The record is from the annotation of a GenBank genome assembly. Lineage: Eukaryota; Viridiplantae; Streptophyta; Zygnematophyceae; Desmidiales; Closteriaceae.
AUGCCGCUCGCACCUCCAUCCUUAAAGCUCAAGCCAAACAGUCCCACUAUGCCAACUCCCACCGCAAAGAUAUACGCUUCAAGGCUGCUACUUCCCUGCCAGCAACGUUUCACCCUCCGCCCAGCAUCCUCCCUCCCUACGCCCAGCUUCCUCCCUUCCUCCGCCCAGCUUCCUCCCUCCCUACGCCCAGCUUCCUCCCUCCCUACGCCCAGCUUCCUCCCUCCCUCCGCCCAGCUUCCUCCCUCCCUCCGCCCAGCUUCCUCCCUCCCUCCGCCCAGCUUCCUCCCUCCCUCCGCACAGCUUCCCCCCUCCCUACGCCUAGCUUCCUGCCUCCCUCCGCCCAGCUUCCUCCCUCCCUACGCCCAGCUUCCUCCCUCCCUCCGCCCAGCUUCCUCCCUCCUUCCGCCCAGCUUCCUCCCUCCCUCUGCCCAGCUUCCUCCCUCCCUCCGCCCAGCUUCCUCCCUCCCUCCGCCCACUAGCCCACCCUCCUUCUGCAAUGCUUCCCCCAUCCCUCUGCCCUGCUUCCCUCCGCCCUCCGUCCUGCUUACCCCCACCCUCUUAGAGGCCGCUCCAAUCCCUCCCCAUGUGCCUCUCCAUUUUCUCCCCAUGUGGCUGCGCAGCGAGGAGGGGGGAUGCACGCGCAACAGUGGGGCAGCACAACAGAUUCGUGUGCAAGCUCAGUGA